Messenger RNA from Guyanagaster necrorhizus, 153 nucleotides. RefSeq lists its product as uncharacterized. The record is from RefSeq and is a predicted model, not a curated record. The coding region runs from base 1 to 153 and encodes 50 amino acids. NCBI's taxonomy places the organism in Eukaryota, Fungi, Basidiomycota, Agaricomycetes, Agaricales, Physalacriaceae. The transcript has a single exon.
AUGAUAGAGAAGAGCUCUUUUAAGGUAGCAACAGGUGUGGAGCUCAUCCUGCCUUUGGAUAUAGCAGAGGCAUCCUACUUAGUAGAACCACCAACAAUAAUAAUCUCAACAGCUGAGCUAAUAGCAAAGCAGUCAGUUGCUUUGCAAAAGUGA